AUGAGUAACGCAAAAUCCAACAGUUUUCCGCAGGCCUCCUUGGGUGUUCCGGCUGCCUCUUUGGCUGACCCAGUGAAUGUUCUCCCUACCUCCAUCUUGGAUCAUAAUCCUCUUCCCGUGGUAGCUCUGGAACACGCUACCAGCGAUUCUGACGAUCCAUCGCUCCCGCUCAACUGGAGCACGACUUGGAAAUGGCUCGUUGUCGUCACCAUUUCGGGUAUGAGCUUCAUUGUCAAUCUUUCAACCGUCAUUUGCGCACCUGCGAGUAUCCAGAUCUCCGAAGAGUUCAAUUCCCACAGCAGCUUCCUCGCCAUCUUCUACAUUACGGUCUGGAACCUCGGAGAGGCCAUUGCGCCCCUGUACAUCGGCCCACUAUCGGAGCGGAUCGGGCGAUUACCCGUUUACCAUUUCUACAAUGUUCUAUUCAUUAUAUUCACAGCUAUCACCGGCUUCAGCACUAGUAUUGGCAUGAUCAUCGCCUUCCGGUUUCUGACCGGCACUGUUACCACUUCGAUUUGCUUGAACCCUAGCAUUGUGGGUGAUAUGUUUGCACUCCAGGGCCGUGGAGCUGCGAUGUCUAUUAUGAGCCUGAUGCCUCUUGUGGGCACCGCCGUUGGUCCUAUCGCUGGUGGCUAUGUCACGCAGCGUCUUAGUUGGCGCUGGACGUUUUGGCUCACCGGUAUCCUCACCGGCGUCGUUGAGCUGGCCAUGCUUUUUGUCUUCCGGGAGACAUACCUGCCGCGCAUCCUUCGUCAACGGGAGAAAAAGACGAAGGUCCGUUCCAGGGCUGUGGCUGCGCCGGCGACAGCGGAAGCCAGAGUGCCUGUAUAUUUGCUGCCUUUGGCUGGACUACGCUUUGUCCUCCAGCCGUUUGUCAUUCUCUUUGGAUCUCGAGCCGCCACGGUCGUUGCGCUAUACUUAUCCAUCAUUUACUCGUAUCUCUUUCUGCUUGCGGCAACGCUUGCCAGCGUUUUCCAAGAGAUAUAUCUCUUCUCCGAAGCAGGCUCGGGUCUCAUCUAUCUAGGGCUAGCCGUUGGCAUGUUCAUUGGAACGUUGUUCUGCCGCUUCACGCUAGAUCGGUCCAUCGUCGGCUCGGCAGAUUCACAAGACCACGGCAGUCACUCGUCGGCCACGGUCACAAUUCAAUCAGAGAAAAGACUGUUGCCGGCUAUCCCAGGCAUGGUGAUUCUGCCCGCAGCGCUGUUCACGUACGGCUGGACCCUAGACGCGCGGGUUCACUGGUCGGUACCGACCAUGGCGACUGCGCUGGCAGGAUUCUGCCUUUCAACGACUACCAUUCCCGUCAUGAACUACCUCGUCGACAUUUUUGGCGACCUUUCCGCAUCGGCCAUUGCUGCAGUGUUGCCGCUGCGCUACGUCAUCGGUACUUUCCUACCUGUUGCUGCCCCUUACAUGUAUGCCCGGCUUGGCUAUGGUUGGGCCAACUCGCUGCUCGCUUUCGUUCUAUUGUUGUGCUUGCCGGCCCCCCUGCUGCUCAUCGUCUCGCUCAAGAAAAACUCUGCCCUAGCAAAACUUUCUCAUCUGGUUGGGGGUUAA
Molecule: messenger RNA, 1557 nt
Organism: Anthostomella pinea
Lineage: Eukaryota; Fungi; Ascomycota; Sordariomycetes; Xylariales; Xylariaceae
Source: the annotation of a GenBank genome assembly